Yamadazyma jaroonii is the source of this 1272-nucleotide messenger RNA. The record is from the annotation of a GenBank genome assembly. NCBI's taxonomy places the organism in Eukaryota, Fungi, Ascomycota, Pichiomycetes, Serinales, Debaryomycetaceae.
AUGCCUACUGAGUUCACAAUUGAUCAACGUUUCGAUCAAUUGGUCAAGAAAGUUCCUGUGGUGGACACCCAUAACGAUUUCCCUUACUCAUUGAGAGUACAAUUACAUAACGAAUUACGUUGUGACGAUAGAUUCAAAUUCGAUUCACUUCUUACUUCCCACACUGAUUUGGUUCGUAUGAAAGAAGGUGGGAUUGGUGUACAAUUUUUCAGUGUCUAUAUCGAGUGUAAGGAUCCUGAUUACUUAUACGAAGAUUUCAAUAAAGCCAAUAGUGCUGUGAGAGAUACUUUAGAACAAAUAGAUGUUACUAAAAGAUUAGUGGAUGAAUAUUCCAAAGAGCUUAAGUUUGUUCGUACUGCUGAUGAAGCAUUGAAUAACUUCCUAACCACUGGAGGUAAGCAAAUAUCCAUUACUUUGGGAGUGGAAGGGUUACAUCAAUGCGACCUCUCGUUGGCUGUAGUUAGACAAUACUACGAUUUAGGGGUCAGAUAUAUCACUUUAACUCAUAAUUGUGAUAAUCCUUUUGCAACAGCUGCUUCCUCAAUCAGUGCUGGUAAACCAGAUCAUGGUUUGACGGAAUAUGGUGUAGAUUGUAUCGAAGAGAUGAAUCGUAUUGGGAUGAUUGUGGAUUUGAGUCAUGUGUCCUAUAAAACCAUGGUCGAUACUCUUGAACAUACUAAAGCUCCGGUCAUCUUCAGUCAUAGUUCAGUGUAUAAUUUGACUAAUCAUGAAAGAAAUGUCAGAGAUGAUGUUUUCUUGAAGUUGAAGGAAAAUGGUGGGGUUUGUUGCAUCAAUUUCUUCCCAUCAUUCAUUAAAUCCGGUGCAAGUGAUGGUUUUGUUGGUUCUGAUAACCCAGAUGUUCCAGAAGCUACUAUUGAUGAUGCUGUCAACCAUAUCAAAUACAUCAUCGACCUUAUUGGUUGGGAUCAUGUUGGUCUUGGUUCUGACUUUGAUGGAAUUCCUUGUGGACCAAAAGGUUUGGAAGAUGUUUCAAAAUACCCCGAUUUAGUCAAGAAGGUUUGGGAAGUUACUGAUGCUAAUGAAGAACAAAUCUCCAAGUUAAUGGGAUUGAAUGUCUUAAGAGUUUGGAAGGAAUGUGAAAGAGUCCUGGAAUCUAUGAAGAACAAAUUACCUAUCGAAACCAAUUGGAAGGAUAGGAUUUGGGAAUUCCACGAAUAUUGUAAAUUGUUCCCUGAACUUUACCCUGGUGCUUUUGAUGUUAAGAAGAACGUUUAUAAUAGUAACCAAUUAUUAGAUAAUAAUAAAAAAUGA